This is a messenger RNA of Mesorhabditis spiculigera, 450 nucleotides long. NCBI's taxonomy places the organism in Eukaryota, Metazoa, Nematoda, Chromadorea, Rhabditida, Rhabditidae. The record is from the annotation of a GenBank genome assembly.
AUGUACGCAUCGCUCGGCUACAUUCUCUCGCACGAGAUCAUGCACACGGAAUCGCUAAAGGCCGAGCUCGUCAAGUCGUUUCCGGCGGAAUGCGUGAAAAAUGCCUCUCAAGCGACGUGUGCCCGUUUUCAAGAAGCCCCAUGUGAAAGCGGGGAAGAUACGUUCGACGAGGACUUUGCCGAUAUCUUUGGGCUCUACACAGCCCUGGAGAUGUACAAACGGGUUACCGAACAGCCGAACAUCACGUCAUUUUUCACUGCCUAUGCCACUGUUUGGUGCAAUUGGUUCUUUGAUGCCCAACAAGAGCUAGGUGAUAUCCACUCCGCGGCUUAUGUUCGAACCAACAACCCGCUAUCGCUGAUCGAGGAUUUCAGGCUUGUCUACAGUUGCAGCCCGGAAUCGAACAUGAUGCAACGCAUGUGCCCAAAUCAACAACCUGGAUUGAGUUUU